AUGUCACUUGACACAGUGGCCCUCGAAGUACUCUGUCUCGUUGCAUCGAAACUGCCACGGCACACAAUUCAUUUUACGGUGCCUCUUGACUCCUUGCCCUUCGAAUUAAUCUGUCUUAUUGUAUCGAAUCUGCCUCGGUACAAAGACAGGUUGUCACUUGUGCGAUGCAAUCGUAUGCUUCAUGAUACCGGCAUUCAUGUCCUGUACAAGCAAGACAGCCGUACUGCAAACUAUGCACUACAAUGGUUGAUAAACAGGGGGUUUGAACUGGGAAUCCAGCACAUAAUAUCACGCAACAAUCUAGACGUGAACAUGGCAGUGGCCCCCCGGCGCACCUCGAUCAACACACCCUUACUCCUUGCCGUCGGGUUCGGUCAUACGAAUAUUGUGGAGCUCCUGCUGCGCAAUGGAGCCCUAGUCAAUCUCGUGACGGAUAUUUCCGCCUUGGAAUACGCUGCAAGUCUGGGAGACUCCAAUAUGACCAGUUUGCUCAUCCAGCAUGGUGCCCAUGUAGACCUUGUGGGCGCAAAACGCGGUCUUACUCCUCUACAAUGUGCUCUGGAACUUGGGUACAUAUUACAAAAUGGCAACCCAUACUCGCUACAUUGGAGUGAUCGGGAUGGUUUGUUGAACCACAAAGGAGAGGAUGAAUUUAUCGCGGUGAUCCAGUUGCUGCUGGCUCACGGGGCUGAUCCGCUUUUCCACGAUGCCACCUGCCAGUCUACUUGUCUACACAGGAUUCCCAAUAGCCCAUGGAAAUCGACAGAGAAAGUCGUCAAUCUGUUUCUCGCUGCUGGGGCUGAUUUAAAUGCACGAAAUUGGGAAGGAUACACCCCCUCCACUAACGCAUUCAGAGGAGAUACAAACGCCCAGAAGGAGUUUGUGACAUUACUCUUGAAGUAUGGCGCCGAUGUUAACCUACAGAACGAGAAUGGAGAACCACCACUAGGUAUCAGAUUUGAGAAUCCGAACAUCUGGCAACUUUUCUUAGGACAAGGAGCGAAUACCCGUUCCCACGGUAAAACCGGAGACAUGCUCAUUUCGAUGCUUUUGAGGAUUCCGUUGCGAAAGCAAUGGAAAACCACAAAGCAAUAUCGCAUCAACAAUCUAUUGAUAGAGAUACUAGUGGAGCAUGGGGCUUGCACAGAUCAAAUCAUCGAUGGGAAACGUCCACUGGACUUGAGGGCGGUAAGAAAAUACCCCGUGCUCCGAGAUUUGAUGAGCAAGAGGACAAUGGCUUCAGGCAAACCUCCAUCAAAGAGGUCAUCCAAGUACCGGAAACAUAGCGGUCCCAUAAGAAAAGCCAACAAACACAAGAAGACCACGAGGCCCCCGAAGCCCACGAGAAAACUGACCUCAAAGACUCCCCCCAAGGCUUGA
Messenger RNA from Penicillium concentricum, 1380 nucleotides. RefSeq lists its product as uncharacterized. Lineage: Eukaryota; Fungi; Ascomycota; Eurotiomycetes; Eurotiales; Aspergillaceae. Gene Ontology annotation, molecular function: protein binding. Gene Ontology annotation, cellular component: nucleus; cytoplasm. The record is from RefSeq and is a predicted model, not a curated record. The transcript has 2 exons. Bases 1 to 1380 code for a protein of 459 amino acids.